AUGGCGCCCGCUAAGCCGAAGCGCACACCCUCGGGCCCCUCCACCAGCGCUAGGACCGUGGAGGUUCACCACUCCGACUCGCCGCCCUCAUCACCAUCCACGGAACGCUCGCCUCUGCUCGGCGAUCGUCCGCGCGCCUCUCGACGCAGAUGGCGCCCCUUUGUCGGUUGGCUCGUCCUUAUCUGUCUCGUUGCUGGUGUCGCGGUCGCCUUCACCUCGGUGGGGCUAGAUGACCCCUCGGACGAUGCCGAGCCAGUCCAGUUUGCCGAGCCCCGCGUCGACAUCCUGAACAUUGACGAUGCUGGACUACACCUGAACCUGUCCAUGUUGGCGGGCGUCGAUGCUGACGAUGCUAUCGCCCAGGAAUCGCACGGCAAGUGGUGGAGCGCGGUGGCGAGGCGCACGGCCCGGACGGCAAUGGGCCUCGGCGUCAAGGUUCUCGAUGUGGACGUGUCUGAGAUCGCCAUCUAUGCCGGCUCGGAAACGAGCAAGCUGCCCCUCCUCCAGAUUCAGGUGCCGGAGACGCUCUCGGUGCCGGUGAUAAGGAAAGACGACCCUCUCGAGCCCUUCAGCUUUGAGGCUAUUGCACUCCCGAUCGCUCCAGUCAGCGAGUCCUGGGACUGGCUCCAGCAGGCGUGGAAGAGCAACGACGCCAAGCUAGUCGUCUCCAUCCCGCAAGCCAAGGUCAAGCUCCCCAUAGCCAGCUUCUUGUCCUACUCUGCCUCGGACCUGACCGUGCCCUUCGAGGGACGUAUGCCGGUUAUCCCCAACUUUCCCAAGCCUGGCCAUCCGCUCAACCUUACGCAGCUGGUGGACCUGAGGGCGUACAAUGUCUCGACCGACGACGGGCUGCGCAUCACUGCGCGCGCAGCUGUGCCGAACCCUGGUCUGCCAGCAGACAUCGGGGAGAAGCUCGACUUUGGCGUGCCCUUCGACGUUGAGCUGGAGAAGAUCCCCGUCGCGCAGGGCGUUGCCACUCUCUCAGGAGUUAGCCGGACGCACAUCUUCGUCUCUGUCAAUGGGCUCGGCACGAAUCUGACAGGCAAGGCGGAGAAGCCACUCUCCCGCUUCCUGCAGCGGUUCAUGAAGGGUCUCCCCAACAGCGUCACUGUGCAUGGGCAGGCUGAGGCCGAUCCAGGACUCCCUCGCACGAAGCCAGCACCCACCUACCUCGCCCAGCGUCUGUCCGACGUCGAGGCGAACCUGACCUUCCCCGGCCCCGACCCCGUCCCCGAGCUGGUGAAGAGCAUGUCGAUCGAGGACAUGUCAAUCGAGCAGGCCGAGGACGGCGGCAUGGCCGCGAGUGGCAUCAUGGUAGCGAUCCUCGAGAUGCCCAAGGGUUUGGAAGGCGUCAAGCUCAACGUGACGGGUGUGCGCCCCGAUGUGCUGAUCUACGACGGCGAAACGACCCCUCAGGACCCGUACGACCCCACGCAUCCGCCCGCGCGUGCAUUCUCGCGUAUCAGCACGCAGGAGUUUUUGAAUGCGACAACGACGGCGGGCGACGAUGGCGCCGUCGUCCGCGCGCCGUUCAAGCAUCUUCCCCUCCGCGUGCUCGAGGGGCACGAGAGCGUGUUCCAGAGCUUCAUCCGCAAGAUCAUCCUCCAGCGCGGUGCCCUUGCGGGCAUCGACGGCAUCGCAGACGCCCGCGCGUCUCUGCCCAUUGGGGACAUGGACGUCGCCGGCCUACCCGUCAACGGGAGCAUGUGGAUCGGCCGCGGCACGAUCCUGGGUAUGAACCUGUGA
This is a messenger RNA of Trichosporon asahii var. asahii CBS 2479, 1746 nucleotides long. RefSeq lists its product as uncharacterized. Bases 1 to 1746 code for a protein of 581 amino acids. Lineage: Eukaryota; Fungi; Basidiomycota; Tremellomycetes; Trichosporonales; Trichosporonaceae. The record is from RefSeq and is a predicted model, not a curated record. The transcript has 2 exons.